Octopus sinensis (East Asian common octopus) is the source of this 3288-nucleotide messenger RNA. RefSeq lists its product as uncharacterized. NCBI's taxonomy places the organism in Eukaryota, Metazoa, Mollusca, Cephalopoda, Octopoda, Octopodidae. Gene Ontology annotation, molecular function: voltage-gated proton channel activity. The transcript is spliced from 8 exons. Gene Ontology annotation, biological process: proton transmembrane transport. Gene Ontology annotation, cellular component: plasma membrane. The record is from RefSeq and is a predicted model, not a curated record. Bases 103 to 2481 code for a protein of 792 amino acids.
AGUUGCAGAUCGAAAACGCUAAAGUCUCUUCACAGUCGGCCUGUUUUGAUCCUGGUCUGCGCUUUAGUUGUUGUGGAAUGUAUUUGUGUCCUGGCCGAAUUGAUGGUCGAUUUACAGGCAAUACGUUUUCGAUUUGAGAAUGAAGAAGCUGAACUUGCAAAGUUUGUAGACUUCCUUAAAACCUCAUAUCCAGACGAGUUCAAAUCUUUUAAAGGUAAAAGUUUUGAAUCAGUAUUUUCAAAGCUCAGAGAAAGUAUGGCUCUGCAUAAAGUAUUUCCAAAUCCAGAGGAUUCCACAAAAGUGUCAACAACAACUGGGAACUGCACAUGUGACACGACCGCCACCACGCAGCGUCACACGGAACGGCGCCAUUUACAUAACUCAAAUGAUCACGUGACGCUUAUCAGUGCCUUUAAGAAUGAUGGGACUGCAAACAACCUAGCAGUUUCAAGAACUACAACGCCCUCUACGGGCAAAAAGCAAAACCUCACACAUCAAAAAUACAAAGUUAAUAACAACAAUAACAAAAACACAAAUAAACACAGUAAAACAAACACUAACAGUAAAGACAUUAGCAAUAGUAGUAGUAGUAGUAGUCAUAUUUAUACAAGUAGUAACAGUCAUAAAAACAGUAGUAGUAGUCAUAAUAAUAUUAAUAACGAUAGUAGCGAAAGCAAUAGUAGUAUUAGUCUUAUUAGUAAUGAUAUCAGUGAUAUUGUUACUACGAUUAGUAGUACUAGUAAUAGUAGUAGUGGUAGUACGACUGAUAGUAACAGUGGUAUUUCUAUUAACAGUAGCAAUACUACUAUUAUUAUUGAAAAUAGUAGCAGUAGUAGUACUAAUAGUAGUAUUACUAGUGUUAAUAGUAGUGAUAUUAGUAGUAGUGAUAGUGAUGAUAAUAAUAAUUAUGAUGAUGAUAAUUUUAAUUAUAAUAUUAAUAAUAACAUUAUUAGCAUAACAAAGCCUUCUAUGAUUACUAGGGAAGCAAUGAAAAGUCCACGGGACAUUACAAUGAAAGAAGCACAAAGACAGAAAACAGUGGAACGCAAAUACAGCGACACCAGAUACUAUGCGAAAGGAGCAGACAACAGAACAGUAACUAAGGAUUUACCCCAAAACACUAGGAUCAAACCGGGUUCACCGCACAUCAGUGGAUACGAUGAUUCUAAGAAAGCGCGAUUACAAACAGAAGAAAAUAAACUGCAUUCUGGGAAUGUGUCGGAACCUCCUUUGUUUGUGUUACAUAUAAACAACAUCAAGGAAAGUUUUUAUCUGUUCGGCCAUUACGUUGGCAAGGAGAAUGACAGUCGGGAUUACAGGAAAGAAGCUCAGUACUACGAAGAUGAGUAUGAACGGGUACACCACAUCUCCCAGGGAAUACAUAUAGGGAGCAUUGUCAUACUCUUUAUUAUGGUGCUUGAGACAUUUGUUAAACUGUGUUGCAUGAGAGUGAAGUUUUUCAAAAAGAAGUUUGAGGUUUUUGAUGCAUUUAUUGUGAUCGCUUCUUUCGCGCUGGAUUUUGUAUUCCUGGAUAGUCAAUGGUACGAGACGGGUAAAGAUGCAAGUACUAUUCUGGUUUUGUUGCUUCCUUGGCGCGUCGUUCGAAUAGUCAACAGUUUCUUGAUGACAGUCAACAGGAAACAUCACAUAGAAAUAAUGACCGUUAGAAAAUCCAAGAAAAAAGCAGACAUGAAAAUCAUUAAAUUACAGGCACUGAUAAACGAAAUCACUAGAGAUGUAGAGUUACUUGUAGCGCUUAGCAGAAGCAGAGGCGCCCCAGAACAUGAAAUAACCGCGUGUCUUUAUGGAAAAGGCCGGCGUGGUGUGGCCAUGUCAGCCAUUUCCUCGUUUGCGUCACUGAUGCUCAUCUCUACGUUGGGCAAGAGUAACGUGGCAGGGGACACGGAAGAUGAUCUUUAUGGCCGCGCCCUCGAAGAGGCAAUGAAAGACGAUCAAGACGACAACGAUGACACGGCAAACGGCAUUCUCAUGGAAGAAGACGAAGAGGAAGACGACGACGACGACGACGAAGAAGACAGGGUCGGCGACGACGACGACGACGACGACGACAAUGACAAUGACAAUGACAUUGAAAGCGGACAACGAAGCUCAAUUAGUUCAGCAAUGGACGAAAACUUAAACUGUCGGCGAGCCGUGAAAAUGGCGCGAAACAAAGCCGCGGCAGCAGCGGCGGCAGCGGCAGCAGCAGCAGCAGCUGCCAGUAUUGCAGGUAGCAGUAGUUCUGCAAGUACUUCAUAUGCUCGUCGCAACACUAUUCCACAGCCAGUGUUGGCAACUUCAAACCGCAGCAGUAUGCUAUAUUAUAUUAACAACGGCUAUGCACUCCACGAACCAGACGAUUCGGAUACGGAACGGCGGCCUAGUCUUCUAAGUACUAACUCUAUCCAUAGUCUCCCCGGGUUACCAACAAGUGACACUUUUUUGAGUUUUGACGUGGCAACACAAAUGACCUACCUGUGAAGACAAAGAAACGUUAGUAUGUGUUUUACACUUUAACAUUUGGAAAGCUUGAGCCAUGAACAUGUGAGGAGCAGUAGAGAAAAGAUGAAACUUUCUUGAUCAUCAUCAAAUGCUUCCCAGUUAAAAUGGUCGCUUUUUGUUGGGGGAACCGGGUAACGAUGCCACUAAAUAUCAGGGUAGAGAAAAGAAGAGAAGUCACUUAAGAUGAGGGUAAAGAAGCAUUGCUUAAGAACCGGGUAAAUGCUGAAUCAUGGUAAAACUCGUAUGUUGCAAAACGAAUGGGGUGGAUAAAAAAAACGAAAUCAAGGAAAAAUAUGGACAGGUGAAGAAAAACAGUAAAAAUAAUAUAAAAGCUAUGAAUGUUCUAUGAUAAAUGUUGUUGGAAGAAAAUAUAUUCAAAAUAAAGAUGGACUGUUCAAAGUAUAUUCUCCCAGUCGACGGUUUCACAGCAGGUGUAGUACAAGGUGGCACCCACCCACAAAACCGUAUGUUUAAAAACAAUUUUAAAAAUGGACAAAAGUGGAAAGAGAAGUUGAAUUGAGCGAAGAGGACGAUGGCAACAACAGCAGCAACGACAACAAAAACGAAAAUUAAAACAACAACAACAACACAACAACAACAACAACAACAACAACAACACAACAACAACAACAAACAACAACAACAACAGCAAAGCUUUCCAGUUUGUCGAUAACUCGUGAAAAUAGCAUCGAAACGUUUCAUCUUCAAAAACACCGAUAUAAACCCACAUAUUCCGUACAUAGCGUUACGAUGUAGGAUAUGUGGAAUCCAAAAAAAAAAAAAAUA